Messenger RNA from Exophiala spinifera, 864 nucleotides. RefSeq lists its product as uncharacterized. NCBI's taxonomy places the organism in Eukaryota, Fungi, Ascomycota, Eurotiomycetes, Chaetothyriales, Herpotrichiellaceae. Gene Ontology annotation, molecular function: ATP binding; ATP hydrolysis activity. Bases 1 to 864 code for a protein of 287 amino acids. The record is from RefSeq and is a predicted model, not a curated record. The transcript has a single exon.
AUGUCAGACCAAUACGACGUGCCCCCAGGGCAUGUGGCAAGCCCGGACAUCAAGGUUAACAAUCUCGGCUACAAAUUUCCAGAUGGUUCAACGGGCCUAUCAAACAUCAAUUUAGAUCUCCCUACCGGAAGCCGUACCCUGCUCAUCGGAGCCAAUGGAGCUGGUAAAACGACACUUCUCAGACUGCUGUCAGGCAAGAGGCUAGCACCCGCAGACACCAUAUCAAUUGGAGGAGUUGAUCCGUUUGCUGCCGGUCUCGAAGGUGUCACGUAUCUCGGUCUGGAGUGGGUGUUGAAUCCGAUUGUCCGCACGGACAUCGCGGUGCCGGUUCUUCUCGACUCUGUGGGUGGUUCAUACUAUCCCGAGCGGCGGGACGAGCUGGUCAAGAUCCUCGACAUCGACCUUCGAUGGCGGAUGCACGCUGUCAGUGACGGAGAGCGGCGCCGGGUUCAACUCGCCAUGGGCCUGAUACGGCCAUGGGACGUCCUUUUGCUGGACGAAAUCACAGUCGAUCUGGAUCUGUUGAGCCGGAGUAACUUCUUGAACUGGCUACGCGGGGAGACCGAGGGACGAGGCGCCACCAUCGUCUACGCUACCCACAUCCUCGACAAUCUGGUCGGCUGGCCCACCCACCUGGUACACAUGCACAUGGGCAAGGUCAAGGAGUGGGGAGCCAUGGCGAAAUUCGAUGCAGAGACCGACUUCUACAACAACACCGGCAACAGCAAGCUGGGUGAGCUGGUUCUGAAGUGGCUCAAGGAUGAUUUGAGGGAACGAGGCCCUCGCGAUCAAACGGGCCAGGCCAAGACGUAUGACACGCACGAGGGAGAAGGCGGUUACGGGCACGAGAAGCGUGAUGAUUAG